UUUAGGGGGAGGGGAGCGGGAGUAGAUUAUCGGACUGAUUAGAGGCACUCACUUAGAUUCCUUUAGGUUCUGAUGGGAUAGCCUGGGCAGCAUGGGCAACGCGGCCAUGUGUAAGGUGUGCGGCUCGGACAAGGCCCUGAGGACUGCCGGGAGCCUGUCUAACCUGGACCAGAAUGCUUUGCCAGACUUCUACUGUGUGGAGCAUUUUCCCGUGCAGCCUCCAAGGAUGCUGUCGGACAGUAAUACCAGUUUCCUGCGAGCGGCGAGAGCAGGGAACAUCGACAAGGUUUUGGAAUAUCUGAAAGGGGGAGUGGACAUCAGCACCUGCAAUCAGAAUGGUCUUAAUGCACUGCACCUGGCAGCCAAGGAGGGCCAUGUGGAUCUGGUCCAGGAGCUGUUGGAGAGAGGAGCCGCAGUGGAUUCAGCCACAAAGAAAGGAAACACAGCCCUUCACAUAGCCUCGCUAGCUGGUCAGGCUGAAGUAGUGAAGAUCCUGGUUAAACGAGGAGCUGACAUCAAUUCCCAGUCUCAGAAUGGAUUCACUCCUCUGUACAUGGCCGCCCAGGAGAACCACAUGGAUGUGGUGCGCUAUCUGCUUGAGAAUGGAGGCAACCAGAGCACUGCUACUGAGGAUGGCUUCACCCCUCUGGCCAUCGCCCUCCAGCAGGGCCACAACCAGGUGGUUUCUGUCCUACUGGAGAACGAUACGAAAGGCAAGGUCCGCCUGCCUGCCUUGCACAUUGCUGCCCGCAAGGACGACACCAAGUCAGCUGCCCUGCUCCUCCAGAAUGACCACAAUGCCGAUGUCCAGUCGAAGAUGAUGGUCAAUAGGACUACUGAGAGUGGAUUCACCCCCCUGCAUAUCGCUGCGCACUAUGGCAACGUCAACGUGGCCACACUCCUGCUGAACCGAGGGGCAGCAGUCGACUUCACGGCCAGGAAUGGGAUUACUCCUCUUCAUGUGGCGUCCAAGCGUGGCAACACUAACAUGGUGGGCCUGUUACUGGACCGUGGCUCCCAGAUUGAUGCUAAAACAAGAGAUGGUCUGACCCCCCUACACUGUGCUGCCCGGAGUGGACACGAUACAGCUGUGGAGGUCCUGCUGGAGAGAGGUGCACCCUUGCUGGCCAGGACCAAGAAUGGGCUGUCUCCUCUUCACAUGGCGGCACAAGGCGACCACGUCGAAUGUGUCAAGCACCUUCUGCAGCACAAGGCUCCUGUAGACGACGUGACGCUGGACUACCUGACGGCGUUGCACGUGGCGGCUCACUGCGGCCACUACAGAGUCACCAAACUGCUGCUGGACAAGAGGGCCAACCCCAACGCCAGGGCGCUGGUACGAUUAACCCUUGUGUUGUUGACCUUUGACCGGGACAUUUUCUGGUCUUCUGCGUCAAAAUCUAAAAUACAACUUUUUAAAAAACUUUUGUCACAUGGAGCCUCGAUCCAGGCCAUUACAGAGUCUGGUUUGACCCCCAUCCACGUGGCGGCCUUCAUGGGUCACCUGAACAUCGUCCUGCUGCUACUGCAGAACGGCGCCUCAUCCGACGUCAGCAACAUCCGUGGAGAAACAGCUUUACACAUGGCGGCCAGGGCGGGCCAGGUGGAGGUGGUCAGGUGUUUGCUGAGGAACGGAGCCAUGGUGGACGCCAGGGCGCGGGAGGACCAGACCCCCCUCCACAUUGCGUCCCGUCUGGGUAAAACCGAGAUUGUGCAGCUGCUGCUGCAGCACAUGGCCCAUCCGGACGCUGCCACUACCAACGGCUACACCCCCCUCCACAUCUCGGCCCGGGAGGGCCAGGUGGAGACGGCCUCCGUCCUGCUGGAGGCUGGAGCUUCACACUCACUGGCCACCAAGAAAGGUUUUACUCCCCUGCAUGUGGCCUCCAAGUACGGAAGCCUAGAUGUGGCUAAGCUUCUGCUGCAGCGUCACGCUCCAGCGGAUUACGCUGGAAAGAACGGCCUCACCCCGCUCCAUGUCGCGGCACAUUACGACAACCAGAAGGUGGCGCUCCUGCUUUUGGACAAAGGAGCGUCCCCCCACGCCAUGGCCAAGAACGGCUACACUCCGCUCCACAUCGCGGCUAAGAAGAACCAGAUGGACAUCGCCACCGUGCUGCUGCAGUACGAAGCCGAGACCAACAUCCUGACCAAGCAGGGAGUCACCCCGCUCCAUCUGGCCUCCCAGGAGGGCCACGCCGAUAUGGCUGCCCUGCUAAUGACCAAGGCCGCCCAGGUCAACAUCCAAACUAAGAGCGGCCUGACUGCCCUCCAUCUGGCAGCCCAGGAGGACAAAGUGGCUGUUGCCGAGAUCCUCGCCAAAAACGGAGCCAACCUCGACCAGCAGACCAAAUUGGGAUACACCCCGCUAAUUGUAGCAUGUCACUACGGUAACGCCAAGAUGGUCAACUUCCUGCUUCAGAAUGGAGCCAAUGUCAACGCCAAGACCAAGAAUGGAUACACUCCUCUUCACCAGGCAGCGCAGCAAGGAAACACACACAUCAUCAACCUGCUGCUGCAAAGCGGUGCCAAGCCCAACGCUAUCACCGUGAACGGUAACACUGCGCUGGGGAUCGCUCGGAGGCUGGGCUACAUCUCGGUGGUGGAUACGCUGAGGGUCGUCACCGAGGAGAUCAUAACCACCACAACGACGGUGACGGAGAAACACAAGCUGAACGUGCCAGAGACCAUGACUGAAGUGCUGGAUGUCUCGGAUGAAGAGGGUGAUGACACGAUGACAGGUGACGGAGGGGAGUAUCUGAGGGCGGAGGACCUCAGGGAGCUGGGAGAUGACUCCCUGCCAGGACAGUAUCUGGAUGGAAUGAACUACCUCCGCUUCAGCUUGGAGGGGGGGCGCAUCGACAGUCAAAGGCCAAGUUCCGACAGGUCCUUCACCCCCACUCACCACAGCUAUUACUCCCCCAAACAUGAAGGCAUGAUGGAAGAGAUGCUCGCCAGUCAACAGCUUUCGUCACUAGCCGUAGAGAACGAGAGGGAUUCGUAUCGCCUGAGUUGGGGAACAGAGAACCUGGACAACGUGGCGUUAUCCUCCAGCCCCAUUCACUCCGGCCAUUCCUCUCCGUGCCCUGAUCAUGGAGACCACAGCAGCUUCCUGGUCAGCUUCAUGGUGGACGCCAGGGGCGGAGCCAUGCGUGGUUGCCGGCACAACGGCCUCCGCAUCAUCAUCCCGCCCAGGAAGUGCAGCGCGCCCACGCGGGUGACGUGCCGGCUGGUGAAGAGGCACCGUCUGGCCACCAUGCCCCCGAUGGUUGAGGGCGAGGGCCUGGCCAGCAGGAUCAUCGAGGUGGGGCCCUCUGGAGCCCAGUUCCUCGGUCCUGUUAUUGUGGAGAUCCCACACUUUGCCGCCCUGAGGGGAAAAGAGAGGGAGCUGGUGAUUCUGAGGAGUGAGGGGGGAGAGAGCUGGAAGGAGCAUCACUGUGAACACACCCAAGAAGAACUCAACCAGAUACUCAACGGCAUGGACGAGGAGCUGGACACGCCAGAGGAGCUGGAGAGGAAGCGCAUUUGCCGUAUCAUCACUAGAGAUUUCCCACAAUACUUUGCAGUAGUGUCCCGCAUCAAGCAAGACAGUAAUCUGAUUGGUCCUGAAGGAGGCAUCCUGAGCAGCACUGUUGUGCCUCAAGUGCAGGCGGUUUUUCCUGAGGGGGCCCUCACCAAGAGGAUAAGGGUUGGACUGCAGGCCCAACCAGUGAGUGUGGAUGUAGCAAGGAAUAUCCUGGGGAACAAGGCCACCUUCAGCCCCAUUGUCACCCUGGAGCCCCGCAGAAGGAAGUUCCACAAACCCAUCACCAUGACCAUCCCUGUCCCAAAGAGCAACUCAGACCUAGUCCACAAUGGCUUCGGAGUGGACACUCCCACCCUACGACUGCUCUGUAGUAUCACCGGCGGAACAACGCCUGCUCAAUGGGAGGACAUAACAGGAACCACUCCAUUAACAUUCAUCAAUGACUGUGUCUCCUUUACUACCAAUGUGUCUGCAAGAUUCUGGCUGAUAGACUGUCGACAAGUCCAGGAAUCUGUCAAUUUCUCCACUCAGGUGUACCGCGAAAUCAUCUGCGUCCCUUACAUGGCCAAGUUUGUCAUCUUUGCCAAGACCCACGAUCCCAUUGAAGCCCGACUACGGUGCUUCUGUAUGACAGACGACAAGAUUGACAAAACCCUGGAGCAGCAGGAGAACUUCUCUGAGGUGGCCCGCAGCCGAGAUGUUGAGGUCCUGGAAGGCAAACCUAUCUAUGCAGAUUGCUUUGGAAACCUUGUUCCGCUCACCAAAAGUGGCCAGCACAAUCUCUUCAGCUUCUUUGCCUUUAAGGAGAACAGACUAGCAAUUUUCAUCAAAAUCAGAGACAACACUCAGGAGCCCUGUGGCCGUCUGUCCUUUAUGAAAGAACCCAGAAACUACAGGUCACUCACCCAAAAUGCCAUAUGCAACCUUAACAUCACCCUCCCAUCAUACAGCAAGGAGUCCGAUUCAGACCAAGAGCAAGAGGAAGAGACCAACAGAAUGCCAGAGAAAUAUGAAGAGACACCGGCAUCUGUCCUGAAAUCAGACGUGAUUCGAGAGCCAGACCUUCUAUCCGACGUGUCAGAGAUGAAACAAGAUUUGAUCAAAAUGACUGCCAUCUUGACUGCAGACUCCGUAGAGAAAUCCCCUUCCUUAGGAAGGUGUGGUCUAGAGAAAGGGACUGAGGAUGUGUCUGGAGAGCCAUUAGAAAUAAUGGAGAAGGACUUAGAGAAAGUCAAAGAGGACCUAGAGAAAGUCAGUGAGAUACUGAGGAGUGGCACGUUUGAGGGUCAGGCAGCCGAGGAGGCAGUAAAAGCAGCUAGAAUGGCCGAGGAGUGGGUUCUUCUUUCAGACAGUGAAAUACAGGAGGCCAAAAAGAUGGCAGCCUUACAAACGCAAGAGCCUGUCUUACGUGAAAGUAGAGCUAACAGAGGAACCCCCAGACCUAAAGCAAUAAAAGACAGUGGGGACCUUAAGGAAUACCUCCUGGAUGCACCAGUAGGCUCCAAAAUAAAAGCUAAAAAAGAGCCAGCCGUACAAGAAAAAUUCACUGAUGUUGUACUACGCAAAAGUGCGAAACCAUCUACUCAAACCAAAGGGCAGGACAAGACAGCUGCUGGUGAUGUUAAAAAGCCAGUCAGAAGGAAGGGGAAAGACCAGGGGCGAGCAGAGGAAUCAACAGAGUCAGGUGCUCUGCUAAGUGUGCCUGCAGCCGCUGCCCCAGCAUCACCUGUAUCUCCAGUGGUUGAAGAAACUCCCAUUGGGUCAAUUAAGGACAAAGUCAAAGCCUUACAACAAAAGGUAGAAGCAGAGCAAAAAAGCAAAAAGGUAACUGGAAGCAAACCUUCACAGUUGCCUGUUAUGAGCAAACCCUCUCCAAAGGCCAAAGAAAGCCCUAAAUCAAAACAGGGCCACCCUAAAUCCCCCAAAGCUGAAUCAGAAAAACUUGAAGAGACAAUGUCAGUUAAAGAGCUGAUGCAAGCAUUCCAAACAGGGCAGGACCCUUCAAAGAGAAAGUGUGGCCUAUUCGAGCUCAAAACAUCCACUAAGCCAAGCUCAGAGAAACCCACAACAUCAGAAACCAUCCAGUCAAAAUCAAAAGCCAUAACCUCACGUGUCUCUCAAGAACGAGAAUUAUCUUUGGAUUCCAAACCUCGCAAGAAAGAGACCACUGAGCCAGACAGAGCAAAAGAAAUCAAGUCAGUUGCUGUUGCUCAUUCAGAGCUAACUGAAACUGUAGACUUUGGUAAUGGUGGCCUUGAUGAUAGCUCUGACAGCUCAAAACAUGAGGGUGUGGCAGACUCACUAAGUGCCAGUUCUGGAGAUGGAACUGCUCAUCUGAGCUCUGAGGACAGUUACAAACACGAGGGUCUUGCCACUCCAGACAUAAGCCCAGAGAGUGUGUGUCUUUCCCCCAAAACUGGACAACAGACCUCUACAACUUCGACAGCAACUGUCACAGCAGUCAAGAAAGAAUGUAAAGACACAAAGUUUGGAGACUCUGGUGUAGGGACCACUGGUGACCAACUGUCUGCAGAUUUGACUCUUCCUGUUUCUUCCAACGAGGCUGCAGAUGACCACUCUACAAGUGAGUCCCUGUCUGUUAGGAGGGGCGAGUCUAAGCCAACUAAACCUCAAAAGCUUACAAAGAGAAUUUCAGAGACUGUAGAAAGUUUUCUUAGCGAUGAUGAAAGCCCUGAUCGUCGGCUAGUGUUGCCUUUAGUUGGUUCUCCAACCUCUAGAUCCUCUUCUCAGCAUCAUGAAUGUUUAGAGCUGGCUUUAAAACAAGACUCCGAUGCUCUUAGCCCCUUAGCUGAUGACUCCUUGACAAUAAGCCACAGAGACUCUCUAGAUGGUAGUCCUCUCAUGGAAGAAAACUCCUCUCAUAAGUCCCCAGAUUCGAUUGAACCUAGCCCAACCAAGGAAUACCCCCCUCAUGACUCCUUAGAGAGUAGCCCUGUAGAGGAAAAUAUACACCUAUGCUUUCCCUCAAAUCGAUGUCCACCUAGUCAAUCGUCUAGCCAUCCAGAGCCCUCCAGAGCUACAGAAUUCCCCCACGAUGCUUUGCGUGGUAGGCUGCUUCGAGACCAUGAGGCUAGUGCUGAUGAUGACAGUUGUGAGCAGACAUCUCAGAUGACAAGUUCGGGUAAGAGUCCCCUCUCCCCUGAUACUCCUAGUUCUGAAGAGGUAAGUUAUGAGGUAAACCCCCAACCCCUUGAUCAUACAUUCCUCUCUGUUCCAUCCACACCGGCUGUCAUCCCUGAAGACCCAAAAGAAGAGGAUACAUCAGACAGCUAUGAAGCUAAGAGAAAAAUCACUCCAGAGGAGGAGAUGUUUAAGAUGGCAGCCAAAAUAAAAACAUUUGAUGAGAUGGAACAAGAUGAGAGGAGCAAAAACAACUCGAGAAAAGAUUUGUUUCCCUCAGCAGGUGCCAAAAUAGGCGAUGACAGCUAUGAAACAAUAGCGCCCACAAGUGAGAAGCUUGCGCAGAGUGAAUGUGGGCUUAAUAGACCCGCUGAAGAUUCAAACUUAGCUCUAUUUGUUGAUCCCUAUAAUAAAGUACAACCUCCCUCUCCUUUUUCAGCAGGUUUGCAUGACGGCUCACACAGCAAUGAGGCCAAGAACACAACAAGAACACCAGCCACUGUCACUUCAGAGGGACCUCACUCUGUCUCAGACCAGCAUCAUUCAAAAUCCAAACUUGAAACUGCAGAACCAAGAACCCUGUCAUCUGUUAAGGCUGAUGAAGACAACACCGCUAAAAAAACUGCUAUAACAUCAAACGCUGAAAAUAGGACUGAUGAGCAAAAGGAAGAGAGCUUAAGGAAGUCAAGAGACAGCAAUGGAGAUGAUAAGGAUGGCCAAGAGGCAGGUGUUAGCAGACUACAGACUGGUAGGGUAAAACAAGGUAACAAUGUAACAGAUGAAGUAAAAGGAGAUCAACAUGAGCAUACAGAAGCUGGACUCGUACCUGUUGCCACAGGUCAAACAAAGGAAAUGUUAAAACCGCAGGUCUGUGUAUAUGAUGGCACAGAAGAGGAUGAUGAGGCUUUGGAACCUCCUAGAACUGAGUCAAAAGGUGUCACUGCAAGGGUAGACACUGACUCAUGGUCUGCCAUGCGGGAGGAUGAUGCUGCUUUUGCAGCUCGUGUCAAAGAAGAGGAACAGAAAAUACUCAAUCUGGUGGUGGGCCGACAGUCUCUGCAAGCAACUCCAGACACAACACCUGGUAGAACACCAACAGAAGAGAGCACUCCUACCAGUGAGCCCAACCCUUUUCUAUUCCAAGAAGGGAAACUCUUUGAGAUGACCCGAAGUGGUGCUAUUGACAUGACUAAGAGGAGCUAUGAGGAAGAGGGGGGUGGUUUUGCCUUUUUCCAGAUAGGUGAACAGCCUUUAGAUGAGCCUCUUUUAGAAGAGGCCAGGCAAGAAGGUAGAUCAGCAGCAGAACCUGAAGUUGGCCUCAAUCUAACACUAGAGGUUGAGACUGAGGAGACUAAGAAAUCAAAAGAAGCAAGUGAUUCACAGCUUCAGUCCCCACUUGAGGGUGAUCAGUCAACCUCCAAAGCUGAUGCCUCCCAAUCUAAAAUCCCUAAAAUAGGCAUUUCCGCUUCAGCCAAAUCUACAAAGAAAGAUCAGACAUCCCCUGAAGGUCUAGAGAAUAAAACAGACAAACGUGAGAAUGAAGGCUCCUUAGAUUUAGACAAAAAGUCCUCUGACCAAAUGAUAACAACUGUACAGACAGCAGAAACUACAGUCACUAGAUCAGUUUACUCUGAGCAGGGCCAAGAGUCCUCUGAUUCAUCUCCAGAAGAACCACAGUCAGUGAUAGAAGCGCCCAAAUCAACAGGCAAGUCUAAACAAAGUGCUUCUAGUAGUGUUAAAAAGACUCCACCCAAAACACAAGCUAAGUCUGCUCCACAAGGUCGGGGUAAAUCCACAAUUCCCUCUCCAUCUCAUGCAACCUCCUCCUCAACCACUCUUAAAAAAGAGGCCUCUUUCACUUCUGAAUCUAAAUCUAGAAUUCCCAUAAAGGCCAGGCCUGAUUCUACUGUCAAACAUGCGGAAUCUACCCAAGACAAAAAACGUAAGGUCCCUGUAAAAAAGGAUUCAAGGAGAAAUUCUGAGACAGAUGCAGGUCCCUCUGUGCAAAUCAAAACCAAGACAACAUCUUCCAAAGCCAAGAGCUUCUGUGAGGGGGAGUCUUCCAGGCCACCUCCUAAAAAAGAACAAAGGCGCCCAUUGAGUGCUGAGUCAGCUAAAUCUAAAUGCUUCCAGUCGAGAUUACCAGUCCGGGGCAAAAGUGGUCAGUCAUCUAAUGCGGUGACACCCACUAAAGAGAAAAGUGAGCCACACAAACAGUCCAUUGAGUUCUUUGAAGAGAUAAGCGAUGAAGCAGCAAAACUUGUGGCAAGGCUGGCACAGGCAAAGACAGAGAAAGAACAAGAGGCUGUCGCCGCCAACUCGGAUGAUGAGAGCAGUCUCAUUGAUCCAUCAGUCAUAGAAAGAGAAACUGAGAUGCAGUUCCCACCCUCAGGAGACGUCUUUCCCAUUAGACCACUGUGGGACAACCCUGUUGAGACACAGAUGCAGCGAAUCCCAGAUGAUAAAGUCCAAAGUCAAGUAGAUCCGCAGGAUGAAGCGGAACGAAAAGAGCAACGGUUGGCCAUUAUAGCCGACCACCUUGGAUUCAGUUGGACAGAGUUGGCACGAGAACUGGACUUUAGUGAGGAGAGGAUCAACAGGAUAAGGAUUGAAAACCCCAACUCACUGCAAGACCAAAGCCAUGCCCUUUUAAAACUCUGGGAAGAGAGGGAGGGAAAGCAUUCCUCAGAAACAACACUGAUCAAAAGACUGACUAAGAUCAACCGAAUGGACAUUGUUCACCUCAUUGAAACCAAGAUAUUCAAGUCCAGUCAGGACGACACAUCAUCACAUACCUAUGCAGAAAUAGAACAGACCAUAGCACUGGAUCAUAGUGAGGGUUUCUCUGCCCUUCAUGAUGACAUUGACAGCCCCAGUCCAGUCAGGAGUACAGGGUCCGCACGUAGGAGUCCAGGCUCGGGACAAGAGGUACCCAUGGUGUCAGCAGAGGACCUGUCCUCAAGUUUGUCAUCACUUCACGACACAACGGGACGGCCGGAGACAGAUUCCACCGCAGUAGGCCUUCUUAGGAAUGUCCAGAAAGAGAAACUACAAAAAGAGAUGGAGACAGCAUACUCAUCACAAAGAGUAUAUGAGGAACUGACAGACACGGUACAAACAGGCAGUUUUAAACAAGCUUCUCCUCAGACUCCAGAGGAAACCCAAUUUCAAACAGACCAUGAGGUGGAAAGCAAGUGGUUGUCUGCUAAGACAGCGACACCAGGUGCCACUCAAAUAGGUGUGGUGGUCACUGGUGACAGGUCAAUUCCCCUACAGCUACCUGAACAGAACUUGUACACAUCCCACAGAACUGUUACUCCAGUUCUUCCUGCAUCUGUUGAGACAUCAUGUUUCAAGUGGGACAGAUCGUAUGGACACUCAGAGUGGGGGUUUUCACCUAAGAAAGCACAGUCCAGUGAGCCUUUUACCCCCAUGACUACUCAGUAUUUUGUACCACAAGAUUAUGAUGCAGUAGUUUCAGGACAUCCAACCCUAAGAGUAUCUAACUUGAGUCCAGUGUUCAGUGACUCAAUUUCACCGCAGGUUUUGACUCAAGCCAGCACCAAGGGAGAGUCUGAAAAGGCUGAAGACUUUGAGUUUUCCCCAGACUUUAACCGAGUUCUCUCAGACUUUGAGAAAACGGUCUCCGACUUUGAAUCAGAGCGUCCAAAGGAUCUCAGAAAGGGAUCGGAAUCGCCCGAGCACUCUGACUCGGAUGUGGAAUUCUUCGACUGCAAACAAGCCUUCCCUGACCACUCUGAACCAGAUGAAGUAAAACUGGAAGAUGAGGUUAUGUAUCAUGUCUCUGAACCCCCGUCCCCAAUGCCUGGGAGUGGCACUGAUGCCAGCUUCCUGAAAGGGAGCUCUCAGUACACCACUCACCCUUUCCUUCGAGUGGAAGAUUGCAAGCGUUUCUCCUCUGGGAGUGAAAGUCUCGGUGAUUUAGCUUACGAUUCAGAGGGGUCACGGGAGUGUCGAACGGACGGCCCUGUGUGGGAGGAGCUUCCUUCCAGAGAUCAGGCAGGGUAUUCCGAUGAUGAUGACUUCCUGGGAAGGGAGAUAGAGGAGGAGCUAGGGGUGCUGUCCUCUGAUAGCUCAGAGGAGGAGGUGCUGACCACCAGGGUGGUCCGACGCAGAGUUAUCAUUCAGGCAGACGACCUCCCUGAUAUCCCAUCACAGACCGUCACAGAGGAGAAGUACACAGACGAGCAUGGCAACAUGGUCGUUAAGAAGAUCACGCGGAAGGUGAUUCGUAAAUACGUGUCAGCGGACGGCAUGGAGACCCAGGAAGUGACCAUCGAGGGGUCCCACCAGGAGACGGUGCAGGUCGAGGAGGGGGACUCUGUCUCCAGGGUGGUGAAGAGGACGGUGCUGCACAGCGAGGGAGACCAAAGAGAGCUGAGCUUCUCGGAGCCGCGGGCCCUCGGCGCCGGGCCCGGGCCCUCGGCCUUCCAGGCGGAGCCGGUGCAAGGUCGGAAGGUCAGCAAGGUUGUCAAGACGACGGUGGUGAGAGGCGAGAGGAUGGAGAAGCGGACGGGGGAGGCCUCGCUGGCGGCGGACCUCCCCUCGGCCAGGCGGGACUUCGAGAAGGCUUUGAGUUAUGCUGGAGGCUUUGGGAAAUCCCUCCUGCCUCAUGUAGUAGAGACCGAGAUUGUGCAGGACGACGGUUCUGUGAUUAAAAGAAGCCAGAUGCGUGAGUCGCGGACCCAGAAGAGGACCGUGGUGAGGGACGGCCUGGGGAAGCACGUCCACCUGGAGCGCGUGGACUCGCAGGCCGACGCCCUGCAACCCGACGCCCUGCAGCAGCACCUGCACCGACUGCUCCAACGCUACUGUGAGGACGACCAGGAGGACCAGGAGGACCAGGAGGACCAGGAGAGCUUUGACUGAGCACACAUCGUCCACUGAAGCCUUCCAGGGCCCCUUCUCGUUGUCCUCGCUGAUCACCGGAUUCCAGUUUUUCGUUGGAACAGUAUUUUGUGCUUUUACACUCUUCCUUCCUUCCUAUGUUUUUUCAUUUGCUCUUUUUGUGACCAAAGACGGCAAACCUUUAUUUCUUUUGUCGGUCCUUCUGGUUGCCGCGGUGCGAUGACGAUACCACGGCGGAUCAGAGACGGCGUCUCGGACGUUUCGCCUCACGCACGGGCCUCUUCUCGAAGAACUCUUGUAAACAUUUGUACAUAGAGCUACUGAAAAAUCAGCUUGGACUAGAGA
Etheostoma cragini (Arkansas darter) is the source of this 11881-nucleotide messenger RNA. It is a transcript of the gene ank2b, whose product is annotated as ankyrin 2b, neuronal. Gene Ontology annotation, molecular function: protein binding. NCBI's taxonomy places the organism in Eukaryota, Metazoa, Chordata, Actinopteri, Perciformes, Percidae. The transcript has 51 exons. Gene Ontology annotation, cellular component: T-tubule. The record is from RefSeq and is a predicted model, not a curated record. The coding region runs from base 92 to 11557 and encodes 3821 amino acids. Gene Ontology annotation, biological process: regulation of cardiac muscle contraction; signal transduction; protein localization to T-tubule.